Messenger RNA from Manis pentadactyla (Chinese pangolin), 1718 nucleotides. It is a transcript of the gene PSORS1C2, whose product is annotated as psoriasis susceptibility 1 candidate 2. The record is from RefSeq and is a predicted model, not a curated record. The transcript is spliced from 2 exons. Bases 225 to 635 code for a protein of 136 amino acids. NCBI's taxonomy places the organism in Eukaryota, Metazoa, Chordata, Mammalia, Pholidota, Manidae.
GAGCUGAGGGGCUAAAAUGAGGGACGCUGCUGUCAGAGGUUACACAUCAGCCAUUGCCUUCCAAACUGGUUUGACCAGUUAGGUUCUGAUGGGGUUCCUGGUGUCACUGGGCUGGCCUCUCCCCAGAGAUUGGCCUCCUCCUUUCCCUCCUCCCCUAUAAAGCCUCUUGGGGUUCCUAGGCACCCAGAAUCAGCCCACCCUUGGGUUUAGGGGCCAAGACAGCCAUGAUGCUCAACUGGAAGCUGCUGGGGAUCCUGGUCCUUUGCCUGUAUGCGGAAGGCAUCUCAGGCAGCGGAGACCACCCCUCUCUCCCACCCACGGAAGCUGGAGAGGAGGAGGGCUCCUCAGCAUUGCCUCAGGGCCCCCCAAUCCCUGGUAACCCCUGGCCAGGGGUACCCUCUCCCUUUGAGGACCCUCCACUUUCAGGCCCCAAUCGUCCCUGGAGAGACCUGCCUGAAUCUGGAGUCUGGCCUCCUGAGCCCCCCAGAACUGAUCUCCCUCAACCUCCCCAGCCUGAUGACCCCUGGCCAGCAGGACCCCAACCUCCAGAAAACCCCUGGCUGCCUGCCCCUGAGGUGGACCACAGAUCUCAGGAGGAGCCAGACCUUGACCCACCCCGGGAAGAGUAUAGAUAACAGGAUCCUGGCCUGGGCCUCCUGACGGGGUGCACUCAAGCCUGUCUACCCUUCCGAUUCCCCUUAAGUUCUCCCCAAUUGAGCCUAGCUCCUUACAUCCCUUCCUCAUUCCUUCAAUUUUAUUCUGGAAUCCUGAAGGUGUGAUUCUCACUGUUUUCUGUCCCUCCUGAGAUCUGUAUUUAGCCCCCGCAUUUCCCCUCCUUUUUUCUCCGACAGCUCAAGUGUACACCUCUACCACAAGCCCAGUAUCUGCCUCCCACCUCCUCUUCCUCACCCCUGGGGCUGCUGGGGCAGGGCUGGUAGCACUGUGCUGUCUGCUGCCACCUGGUGGCCAACAGGGGACAAUGAUGGUGCCUUCAUGAAAUCGAUAAAUAAAAACCAUGUUUUCUUAAUUUUGAAUCUAGGCAGCUCCUUUGCCAGUGUAGGAUUUGAAUAUUCAGAUGCCCUCUUCAGAGCUACUAACCUACAAAGAUCUGGAAGUAUUUGAGUUUCUUUUGUGCCCAUAUCCAAUAAGGUUGUGGAGCUCAGCAGGAAGGGUGUUGGAAAAGUAACUAUCAGAGCUACAAAGAAAUUCAGACCCACAUUUCUCCGGUUCUGGGACUCCUGUUUUGGAGAAUGAGAAACUAAGUUACGUCUCUCUUUAAUAGCUUAUGGUUUGAAUACUGCUGGCUGAACCUGAAAACUUUCCCAGGGGCAUGUGGGCAGGACCAAGUUUUAAGGGGAUCAAUUUCCAGAAGUAUAUAUGUCCCUUCCUAAAACGAAUCUGCCUGAGGAUUGUGUUCUCUUUUUCCACCUGCCUCCAUCAACAAGCCACUCUUCUCCCACUGGACAAAGGCCCAGCUUUCUCACACACCCAGAAUGCUCUUCCUGGAGCUGCCAAACAAAAGUCAAUGGGAAAAGAAAUAAGCCCUUUCCAUCUCAUUAAGAUAUACAUGUUCAAAGUACUUUUCUGUUUAAUCAUUGUCAAUAUUUGAAGUUUAGAUCAACUGUGUCUUGUAAUAAUUGUAAUUAUAAAUCCAUUGCAGAAUAACUGUUUUCAACACUUGGAGCUUUAUGGCCACAGGAAAUAAAUUUCAACUUACA